Messenger RNA from Cuscuta epithymum, 3084 nucleotides. The record is from the annotation of a GenBank genome assembly. Lineage: Eukaryota; Viridiplantae; Streptophyta; Magnoliopsida; Solanales; Convolvulaceae.
CGCGAUUUGGUCUAGGUAAGGGGCAUCUUUUUUUAUUGGGGAAUAUUCACCAAUGGAUUAGAAGAGAUUAUUGGCUUUUAUUGGGGCAGCUAUAGAUCCGCCCCUCUCUGAUUUCGUCACCGACUACUCACCCACCCCAGCCGCGUCGCCGCACCGGCAGACGUCGUAGCAGUGGGUCCAUCCGCCUCGCCGCCGUCGCCGGCCCUUUUUCUGCUUCCGUCGCAGCUCGACCAAGAGCCCAGUGAGCUUCCGCCAUUAAUAGCUGUUCCAGAGCUUAGCCCACGACGCAAGCAGCAACAACAUCGAAGGGUUCAUCCGGCUGAAACUCAGCACGGCCGUUCGUCUCCAGCUGCCAACCGGUGGUCACUCCGACUCGAAAGAUUUCCUAGCGGGGAUAUCCUUGGUUUCCGCCAUUAAUGGUGGUUUGGAGCUCAGGAAAAGUACAUUCGAAGCUCAGCAGAUCUCUCACCGAAACCAGACCCUGUGGCAAUCCUUGCUCCGCUGCAAAUGUUCGUACCUCCGUCGGUAAGUAGCCGGCGCAUGCAGUUUGGCCUUGGUCAGUGAGCCGGUGUUUUAUCUGACUCUCCAAGAGAUACUCCAUAUCCGAUUCUUUGGUUCUGAGAUGAGGCCAUCAAUCCUCUUAUUUGGGCAGUCAACCAGCUUUCCAUGUUCUUGUCUCCAAGAGCUAAGUACCCAUACUUCUAAAUUGGUACAAUUAAAUUAUUGCUAUUAUUUGUUGUCCCCAUUAUUUAUUGGGAAAAUAAUAAUUAAAACACCCAAAUCUUUGAAGGUGUGUGAAUUAAACACCCAAACUUGCAUAUGUAAUAUAGGUACUCCAAACUUUAUAUAAAAAAUUAUUUUAGCAUCAUAGUCAAAUAUUAUCUUUUUCAAAAAUAUAAAUUUAUGGUGUUAAUUGCAUAUUUUAAAAUGUUUUAGCGUUCAUGAAGACACAAUUAACAUUUUUAACUUCCAUUGUAAAAUAAACAAUAUUAUCCUCAAUCUAUAUAGGUACAAUGCUUUUAAUUCUCUAUUUUAAAUUAUGCAAUUAACAACAUAAAUUUACAUUUUUGAAAAAAACAAUACAUGACCAUGGUGCUUAAAUAACGUUUUUAUGAAGUUUGAGGUAUUUCAAUUACAUAUGCAAGUUUGGAGUGUUUAUCUCACACCCAUUCAAAGUUUGAGCUAUUUUAAUUAUUUCCCCCUUAUUUAUUAGGUGUUAAAAUGUACCGAAUUACAUAAUGUCGAGCCAAACUCAAGUGAUAGACCCACCGUCAUUUUAAUUAAAUGACUGAAUUUUGUGGGCCCAUCGGCCCACUCCCGUUUGACUUUAGUAAGUGAUCGGAGCGUCUCCGAAGGGCAUUUUCCCGGUGACAUAUUUUAAAUUAGGGGUUGCACACGAUCCCGCACGGCACCAAGUGCUCGGUUGACGAUCGAACCCUAGUACCGUCUAUGCCGCUAGGCGCGAAGUGACCAAUCACGGCCUGUGGCGCCCGGGAAAGCACCAAUGCGCUCAACCAAAUCUUUCCGAGGAUAACGUGCUCUACGUGAGGCUGAGUUUCAAUUUCACAAAUCGACGGUUAUUUCUACGUGACAUCCGACAACCCACCAGGUGGCCCUGCCGUGGACAAUUAUGUCCAGAAGCCCCGAGUGAUGAGUUGUUGGAGGAGCCAUGUCACUGGUAAAAAGAUCUUGGAAGCAGAAGCAACAGAGCAAGAACAUCUUUGAUUGUAUGAUGCACAGGACUAAGAAGCCUUCUAUUGGACUUGAGAAGAAGAUGAAGGUUGUUAGCAGGGGGAAAAGGUGGAAUGAGAUGCCACAUGAUAUUCUGGUAAUCUGGUUGACAUAAUGAAGUGCAUAGGUUAUUUUCAGAAGACUUACAUCAUAAAGCAUAUGUGCAAGUCAUGGCUAUCUGCUCUGUUAGACUCUGUUUUCCCACCGGGAGAUGUGCUUGACCUGCCCAUUUUUGAUAAGAUGGUGCUCAAACAACGCAAAUAGUGUAUGAGAACUACCUCUGGAUGGCGGUCAAACAACGCAAAUACACCAAAGUUUUCCCCCUCAACGCCCCUUCAGGCGAGAGCUCUAUGAGGGGAUAGCUAAAAGACUGCCUGAAUUGGAAUGUGUAGUUGUCCACAGACAUUUUCCUGUUGGUUUAUUGGAAUUGAUGACAGGUAUGUUUCGUUAUUGGCCAAAGCUGACAGAAGCACACUUUCAUGUUAUUUUCGUGAGAAAGAUUGUCCAUUGCAAAGAGAUCAGAAAACUUCAACUAUAUGGAUGGAUAAGAGACAACAGAGCAGAUAUGAUUUCCAACAAGCUCCCUCUACUGGAGCAUCUAGAUAUUCAAUCAUGUGCGUUGUCUUCUAGAGCUCUCACUAUAAUACUGGAUGGCCAAAAAGAGCUUAAGCGCCUUGACACUCGUCAUGCUGCCCGCUUUGAUGAUAAGUUCCUGAGUGUGUUUGGAGGCAAUCCCUUUGGAAAAGCCAUUGAUUGGAAUGAGGAGGAGAUCUUUCCUAAGGUUGCUCAUAUCAAGACAUAUUUGGAGUGGCAGAGGAAAUGUUGCCCUGUCUGAGCCAACUUCUAUGAUGCUUCUGUUUCUAAGUUUGGAUUGCGUGCUUGGUUGUUCUAUGAUUUAUCUAAUCACCCCCAUGAGCGACGGUGGUGUAUAUCUAAGUAUUGUGUUGCUAAACGUUAUCCAUACACAGCACCGACUGUGUCGAGCAUUGUUCAUGAGUUUAGAUCAAUUUUACCAAGGGACUUUAGACCUGUACAGGAUGACUCGCAUUUAUUUUCCCAUGUAUGAUCGAUCUAUCAUGAUUGAUGUCGUGCUUAUAGAUCAUCAUCCUUAUUGUAUCAAUACAGGGGCAUGACAUGUAGGGGAUUUUGAUUUUCUUACGCCAUCCAACCCUGGCAAGGCAAACAUCAUUGUGGGUGGGUGCAAAACAAUCGGUAUUGUAACUUUCAACUUAUUCAGUAGGAUAAAUUACAUCCUCUAUGUAGGGCAGUAGGGCUGUAGGGGUGAGCCUUUGUUUGUCACUUACUCCGUAUUAUUUAAGUGUUGUAUGGUUAGUUGGAAUUUUAUCGAUCUAG